GACGCGUCACGGCGCCGUUUUUGACUCGCAUUUUCGGAGGCUAAAAGUUAGUCUUGGCGCCGUUCUUGCCGAUUUCAAAAUUGAAAAGUUGGUCGGAUUUUCUGAAAAUUGGUUGAAUUUUUGACGAAAUUUAAAAGUCGGAAAAAUAAAAACGUCAAAAUUGAUCCUGCUAUUUGGGGUAAACUGCGAUCCGGGCAGGGACGGAGGAUGGGUACAGGGGACCGACUUCUAGAUAUACCUUGCAAAGUUUGUGGAGACAGAAGUUCUGGAAAACAUUAUGGAAUUUACAGUUGCGACGGAUGUUCUGGAUUUUUUAAGCGUAGUAUACACCGAAAUAGAGUUUACACUUGUAAGGCAACAGGAGAUAUGAAAGGACGUUGUCCCGUUGAUAAGACCCAUCGAAAUCAAUGUAGAGCGUGUAGAUUAAAUAAAUGCUUUCAGGCUAGUAUGAACAAAGAUGCCGUACAACACGAAAGAGGCCCUCGAAAACCGAAAAUACAACACGCACCUUCUACUCAAAUCCAUCGUUCAUCUGGAUUACCCCAUUCUUUGCAACAUCUCACAGGUCACAGCGAACCGAAGCAUUCUUUAUCGAGUGCUGCUUCUGGUCCUACAAUCCCCACAGGUUUUCAUUUUACUCCCUCCGGAUUAUUUAACCCUCACCAUCCUAUGAAAAGUUUAACUAUUCCUCCUCCCCCGCCGCCCGUCUCUAGUCCAACAGUGGAUGCUGUUACCGCCUUGCAGCUUCCGCCUAUGUUCCAUCAUCCUGCCAUGCCUCCACCACCAGGACUGUUACAUAUUUUGAUGUCUGCGGAAAAGUGUCAAGAAUUGGUAUGGGGCACUAAACUAUCUCAGCUAGAAUCGCCAACAAGUGAUCCAGGAAUAAUGCCGAGCCCUACAGGCUUACCUCUAGCCACAAGUCCACCCUUAGCACCAUUACCCCUCACGCCGACGUGGGAAAUGUUGCAGGAAACUACAGCCAGAUUGCUCUUCAUGGCCGUGAGAUGGGUUAGAUGUUUAACUCCGUUUCAAACACUGAGCAAACACGAUCAACUCUUACUUUUACAAGAAUCCUGGAAAGAAUUAUUUUUAUUACACCUCGCUCAAUGGUCGGUUCCUUGGGAUCUAUCAACUUUGCUGGGAUGCCCCCAGGCUAGGGAAAGACUGCCAGCAGAUUUGCAUACUGCCACCGAAAUCAAAACAAUACAGGAAAUAAUGUGUCGUUUUCGUCAAAUAUCCCCAGAUGGCAGUGAAUGUGGAUGUAUGAAAGCAAUCUUACUUUUUACACCAGAAACUGCCGGACUAUGCGAUGUUCAACCUGUAGAAAUGCUUCAAGAUCAAGCUCAAUGCAUCCUUGGAGAUUACGUUAGAACCAGAUACCCCAGGCAACCAACAAGGUUUGGUCGAUUGCUACUCUUAGUCCCGAGUUUAAGAGCAAUUCGAUCGAUCACUGUAGAAUUACUUUUCUUUAAAGAGACAAUAGGAGAGAUUCCUAUCACGCAAUUACUAGGAGACAUGUAUUAUAUGGAAAAGUGUGCUUCCUCUCCCUAAGAUUAAUAAUUUAUUAUAGGUGUAUUAUAGCUGUAUCGAAUGUGUAACAGAUUUAUCAAAUUUAUUGAUCAUGUACUCUUAAUAGCAGCUACCAUCUUUUUUCGGAUAGAUAUGUCAAUAAAAGAUUUAUUUGUUUUUUUUUUUCGUGUUAUUCUAAGUCUAAGUUAUUCAACAGCAAAUAUAAGUGUAAUAAAGUUAUCAAUCUGAAUUUUAUAUCUCCCGUCAGUGCUUUUUAUUCAAUAAAUGUUAUUUUCUUUGUUUAUUA
Diabrotica virgifera virgifera (western corn rootworm) is the source of this 1816-nucleotide messenger RNA. RefSeq names its product protein dissatisfaction (gene dsf). The coding region runs from base 208 to 1551 and encodes 447 amino acids. The record is from RefSeq and is a predicted model, not a curated record. Gene Ontology annotation, molecular function: zinc ion binding; RNA polymerase II cis-regulatory region sequence-specific DNA binding; nuclear receptor activity. NCBI's taxonomy places the organism in Eukaryota, Metazoa, Arthropoda, Insecta, Coleoptera, Chrysomelidae. Gene Ontology annotation, biological process: anatomical structure development; regulation of transcription by RNA polymerase II; cell differentiation. The transcript is spliced from 8 exons.